CUGAUUCAUCUUUCCCAAAUACGGAAGUACCGGAAGCGGCUGCUCAAGGCUCAGUUGAGUGACAGCCGGAGAGAGCCGGGGACGCCAGGACCAGUCCUCCAUAGCCGAAACACAUCUCGCUUUUUCUAAAGAAAACGUGAGAGUAAAGCCUGGAUCCUUUGUCAGAGGUAAUAUUUGGGACCGUUGACAUGGAAGCACUGGUUGAGCGUCUGGAGCAGGCAGUAAUUCGUCUGGAGGUGGUGGCGGUCAAACUGCAGAACUGUCCUGGGGGUUUGGUCAACGGAGACAUCAGCAGCAUUAUCAACGGAGGUGAAUCCGAAAGCAUGGAGGCAUUUGACCAUGUGCUGAGUGGUUCAGUGUCUGAAUAUUUGAGGACCAGCACAGCUAUUGGUGGAGAUGUGGCUAAGCAUGCAGAGAUGGUGUGCAAUGCCCUUCAGAUCCAGCGUGCUUUCCUCAAAAUGACCAUGACACAUAAGGAGCCGGCAAAGACAGAGAUGGCUGACCUCCUCAGACCCCUCUCCGACCAGAUUCAGGAGGUCCAGAGUUUUCGGGAGAAGAACCGCGGCAGUAGCCUGUUCAACCACCUGUCUGCCGUGAGCGAGAGCAUCCCCGCUCUGGGCUGGGUGGCUGUGUGUCAGAAACCAGGGCCGUAUGUGAAGGAGAUGAAUGAUGCUGCAAUGUUCUACACAAACAGAGUCCUGAAAGAUUACAAAGACACUGACCCCCGUCAUGUUGAGUGGGUUCGUUCGUAUCUGAGCAUCUGGACUGAACUUCAGACCUACAUAAAAGAGCACCACACCACUGGACUCAUCUGGAACAAGACUGGUCCUGUAGCCACUCCCUCACUGUUCAGGGCUCCUUCUGUUGGCCCUUGCCCUCCUCCUCCUCCUCCUCCACCACCAGGUCCUCCUCCGAUGUUCAUGGAUGACAGCCCCAAACCCGACGACACAUCAGCCCAGCACUCCGCUCUGUUUGCACAGCUCAACCAGGGAGAGGCCAUCACUAAAGGUUUGAAGCAUGUGUCUGACGAGCAGAAGACCCAUAAGAACCCCAACUUGCGCUCUCAGGAAGGGAGGACACAUCAGGGAUCUCCAGCCAAAAGUCAGAACCCCAGCAUGUCUGCGUGUGCACCUGCCAAAAAACAUUCCCCCGUGCUGGAGCUGGAAGGAAAGAAGUGGAGGGUGGAGCACCAGGAGAAGUCUCAUGACCUGGUGAUAGAGGAGACCGAGCUCAGACAGGUGGUUUAUGUCUUUAGCUGUAGCAACUCCACACUCCAGAUCAAAGGCAAAGUCAACUCCAUCAUAGUGGAUAACUGUAAGAAGCUCGGACUCGUGUUUGACAGUGUGGUGGGCAUCGUUGAGGUCAUCAACUCCAGAGACAUUCAGCUUCAGGUAAUGGGAAAAGUUCCUACUAUUUCCAUUAACAAGACUGAGGGGUGCCAUGUCUACUUGAGCAAGGAUUCACUCGACUGUGAGAUUGUCAGUGCCAAGAGCUCUGAGAUGAACGUCCUUGUUCCUGAGGGAGAGGAUGAUUAUAGGGAGUUUCCAAUCCCAGAGCAGUUUAAAACGCUUUGGGACGGCUCCAGCCUGGUGACAGAGCCCACAAAGAUUGCUGGUUGAUUCCUUUUCCAGCUCGUCAUCGCUUUCCUCCUACCCAGAAUUCUUCAUGCACUUUCACUGUAUCACACUGUUAGCAGAGACGGAAGAAUUCAUGCAUUGUGGCUGUGAGAGGUGUAGAUUAAAGGCUCCAAAAUUCAAAUUAAGAGCAAAAACUAUGGACAAAAGUUCCAUUUCCACAAACCGAUUAUGAAACAUUUCAACAAAUGGAGAUGGAGAUGUUUCUCCUUAACUAAGCGGCAAUAAAAAUACAUAAUAUACAUAUAUGAAUUAUUAUACAUUGAAAGUAAUUACACAUGAUGGCACCAUUAUGUGUGAAUAUGGGAAUUUUUUAGUCAGCAACAUAAAGUACUAAGUUCAAAUAAUGAAUCAGUAAGCAAUCAAAUUUUUACUUAUUCUUAUGACAAUAUAUAUUUUACUUAAAAAAUUAUUAAUUUAUUAAAGUAUGGAUUUUGAUUUUGUUUUUGUCUUUUUUGACAUAAUCAAGUACUUUGUGUUGAUGUCAUAAAUUCUCAUGUUAAAUACAUUUUGGUUCUGUGUAGUAAUAUAAUAAAAAAAAAUUUUUUUUCAAAAUAUUAUGACUAUAUUUAGCUAUAACUUGUUUUUAUGGAGAAAACAGUUAUGUUUUUCCACAUUUUACAUUUUCUACAGAUUACAAAUCCCAGUUUCAGUUCAUAAUAUUUUCUUCUGCUAACACACACACACACACACACACACACACACACACACACACAAACGUUUAUUUGGCAACGUGAAGUUGUAUCUGCAGGCUUUGGACCCAGAAUAUGUGCAAUCAUGAGCAGAGGAGGAAAAUUAAUGGAUAUUUUACAAUCAAACCUCUUUUUAUUCUGAGUCUGAUAAAUGGUCUUUGUUCUGCGAAUUAAUAAGUGCUUUUGGUUUUUUUUUUAUAAGAUUCUGCCAUUUUAAUAUAGUUCAAAUAUUGCUUAAUCUUAUCACUCUAUAUUUCAUUUACAGUCUCAGACUACUUAUUUCUGAGAUUAACUUUUGGUGGUUAAAUGUUUGUAUUGACAGGCACCGCGCCAUUCAACACCAUCAGGAUAGUAAUGACAUGUGCUGUGCAUAAUAACAUUAAUUAACUAUGGCAACUAAAUAUCAAACUUCAUGUCCAAAAUAGUUUCCUAAAUGUUCUCACUUUGCACUCACAUAUUUACAUUGCUUGUAAAUUUACAUGCUUUAAAUGUUUCUUCAACAGGAAGGUCUUGAACACUUCAGCUCAUUUUGAAUGUAUGCCAACAAGUGUUAAUAAGUAGCAUUCUUCAGUCCAUAAAAGGAAAUCAUGUUACAUUUGCUUGGUCAGUAAACAGUCAACAUUUAACUAAACAAUGUAAUGCACAUUUAUAAAUGAUGCUUAAACAAAAUAGAAUGUGUACACUGUAUUAAAUCACACACCUUAAAUUGUAAUUUAACAAAGUAUUUUCACAUUACCAUAUCAAUUUAAUCAAAUAAAAUAAUUGUAAACUCA
Messenger RNA from Cyprinus carpio (common carp), 3099 nucleotides. It is a transcript of the gene cap2, whose product is annotated as cyclase associated actin cytoskeleton regulatory protein 2. Lineage: Eukaryota; Metazoa; Chordata; Actinopteri; Cypriniformes; Cyprinidae. Gene Ontology annotation, biological process: regulation of adenylate cyclase activity; cytoskeleton organization; cell morphogenesis. Gene Ontology annotation, molecular function: actin binding; adenylate cyclase binding. Gene Ontology annotation, cellular component: cytoplasm. The record is from RefSeq and is a predicted model, not a curated record.